GCCCAGCAGGAGGAGGAGGAGGAAGAGGCCCGGCAGGAAGCGGGGGGAGGAGGGCGGGGGGGGCUCCUCCUCCUCCCGCCGCCAGCGCAGGGCUCGGGGUCGCCGCCUCGACGGGGGGGCAAUGACAGCGGCUCCGGGACCCUCCCCGCAGCAGAUCAGGGACCGGCUGCUGCAGGCCGUCGACCCCAACAGCAACAUUCGUAACAUGGUGGCAGUACUGGAAGUGAUCUCCAGCCUGGAGAGGUACCCCAUCACCAAAGAAGCGCUCGAGGAGACAAGGCUGGGGAAACUCAUCAACGACGUGAGGAAGAAAACCGAGAAUGUGGAGCUGGCUAAGCGGGCGAAGAAGCUGCUGCGGAACUGGCAGAAGCUUAUCGAGCCGGGGGCGCCCAGCGAGGGGGCCGCCAGGGGGCCGCCCAACCCACCAGGGUCUGCCAACGGCGGCGGAGCCCACAACUGCCGGGUAGAGACUCCUCCAGCGGCGGUGGGGCCGAAGCCUGCGCAAGAUGCGAAGGUCCGGAACGACGUCCAGAAGCUGCACUCUCCGAAGCAGUUGGUGGAGAAGCCGGCGGCCCGGAAGAGGCGGGGGGAGCCGCGCGAUGGCCUGGCGGGGGCGCCUCUCUUGCCUCUGCCGAAGGCCUCCAAGGCCUGCUUCGAAGUGUUACAGAACUCCUCGCCGCCCCCGACGAAUGGGAUCGGGGGCAGCAGCCCGGACAGCUUCCCCAGCCCGCCGGACGCCGGCCUGCCCGCCGAGCUGGUCGAGGGCGACAAGCUCAGCAAGAUCCCCAUCAACGCGGUGCGCCCCCACACCAGCUCCCCGGGUCUCUUCAAGCCCUCUGCUUCGUCCCUGCUGAAGGUGGCGCUGCUGGUCCAGCAGGAGAAGGAGGAGGUGCCCGCAGCCGGCCAGCCCAAGAGCCCUCGCUGCUCCUCUUUCAGCCCCAGGCACGUCCGGGCGGAAACGUUUUCCCGGCAGCACACCACCUACUCGCCCAAGGGCUCGCCGCCUGCCCCUUCCCCGACGAGGCCGCCCCCCGCCCCGGACACUCCCGCCGGGGCUCCCUUGUCGCCCCCUGCCCUCGUGCAGCCGGCGCUGGAGAAGCGGCUGGAGGCCCAUCCGCAGGCGGGGCUGGAGACGCCCCUGCACGGCAUCCAGGAGGCACCGGCGGGCCGGCUGACGGCGGGCCCCCCUCUGAGCAGCGGGGCGGGCCCCCUCCUUGCGGAGCCCUUGCUGGCGGGCUUCUCCCCGGACCCGUGCCGGGCGGACAGCGACGGCGCCGCCUCGGGGUCGGACAGCAAGAAGAAGAAGAAGUACCGGCCCAAGGACUACGUGGUCAACUUGGACGGGCAGGCGCUGGAAGGGGGGGUCAAGCCGGUGCGGUUAAAAAAGGAGCGGCGGCUGACCUUUGACCCCAUGACGGGCGAGAUCAAGCCCCUGGCGCAGAGGGACUCCUUGCCCUCGGCGGCCCACCCGCCCGCUCUCCCCGAGCAGCAGCACAGGACAGGCGCAGGGGAAGCCGCGGAUCCCAAGCCCCCCCUGCAAAGCCCCUUUGAGCAGACCAACUGGAAGGAGCUGUCCCGGAACGAGAUCAUCCAGUCCUAUUUGAACCGGCAGAGCAGCUUGCUCUCCUCUUCCGGGGUACAGACUCCGGGCGCUCACUACUUCAUGUCCGAGUACCUGAAGCAGGAGGAGAGCACCCGCCGGGACGCCCGCAAGACCCACGUCCUGGCGCCCCACAGCAAGCCCACGGACUUGCCCGGGGUGACCCGGGAGGUGACGCGGGGCGACCUCGACAGGAUUUGCGGCCACCACUGGCCAGGCGUGAAUGGUUGCUACGACACACAGGGUAACUGGUAUGAUUGGACGCAGGGAAUAUCCCUCGACCCGCACGGGGACGACGGGCGCCUCAACGUCCUGCCUUACGUCUGCCUGGACUGAGCGCCGGGAUGCUUCUGACGCAAGGGGCAGUUCGGUGCCAGCAGGCGGGUGCGGCGGCAACGGCUGCCCCCCCCUCCGCCCCCCCGUUGUGCUGAAUAAAAGGCUCACCCAGCAGAGAGAGGGAGGGAGGGUGUGUGAGAGAGAGAGAGAGAGCUGGACCCCGGCAGUUCCUUCUUCCCUAGGUUUCUUUCUAAUUAUUCUUUUCUUUUUUUUGUGAAGUGCUGCUACCAGUCUACUAACAAAAUUGCAAAGCGGGAGGAGGCGCAGAACGGAGGUUUGAUUUAUACGGCGGCAACGGAAAGAGUUCCAAACUCUUAGCCAGCCAGCUCUGACAAAAACACAAAAACACACAAAAAAAGUGUUAGGGUUUUUAUUUUAUUUUAUUUUACUUUCGAAAGGUGAAGAUUCUUUCCAGUGAUUGGCGGGUGCCGAAAUCCGAGGGCAGGCAGGGAGGAGGCGGGGAGAGGAAUGGUGGGAGGCAGGACGUUUUAACCAAGAGUAGCCGUAGCCUAUUUAUUUUUGUCCCCGAUUUUGUUUUUGUUUGUUUUUUUCUUGGAAAGGGAGUAAGGAUGAUAAUAACAGCCGUGAGAUGGUUUGAGAUGAAACUGUGCAAAAAUCCUGUGGUCAGUAGUUCUUCCUGGCGUCACACCUGUCUCCAGUAAAAGGCGUGUGGCUUGCUGUGAGGGGUGCCAGUCUGCCAGGGUGGGCAGGAGGUAGUGCCCACCUUCAGGUUAGCAUUCCACAAAUAUCCCUUCCUUCCUUCCUUCCUCCCUUCCUCCUUUCUUGGUGGGGUCUAAUCAGAUUUUUGUCUUCAGCCUAAGAAAUGCUGCACCGCGACCCUUUGCCAGCCUGAGUGUGUCUUCCCGGAAUUCUUUCUGCACAUUUUUUAGGGAGAGGCAAGGGAGGGGUUAGAGCCCUCUCUCCUCCGCUGCCCCCCCCACGUUAAAAAAGGCAAAACCCAAACCGUACAGAGGGUGCUACUUUUGUCCUGUGAAAGGAGGGGAGAGAGAGAGAUUGGGGAAGCCUGUUCUGCAAUGCUGGAAAAUACACUUGUUACCAUUCCUUUUUAGAUAAUUUGUUUGCCUUACGGAGAUCCAUCACAAAAAUUUAAUAAAAAAAGAGAGAGAGAGGGAGAAGAAGAAAAAGAAGAAGCGCGACUUGCAAAAGCGAAACAGAGCCUUAGUGAAUGUACAGUAACUAUCCUAGACUUCUGCGUUCCUGGGACGCAGAAGGGAGCAACUUUGCUAUUGGUCCUUUAAGUGGACACGUUGUGAUAUACAUGUGGAAAUAAAACAAAAAUUUGCACAAAA
Molecule: messenger RNA, 3246 nt
Organism: Podarcis muralis (Common wall lizard)
Lineage: Eukaryota; Metazoa; Chordata; Lepidosauria; Squamata; Lacertidae
Gene: MED26
Product: mediator complex subunit 26
Biological process (GO): regulation of transcription by RNA polymerase II; positive regulation of gene expression
Cellular component (GO): nucleus; core mediator complex; mediator complex
Molecular function (GO): transcription coregulator activity
Source: RefSeq, a predicted model, not a curated record